CGUGGCAGCGGCGGUGGGCGGGGUCACGUGACGCGGGAAGAUGGCGGCGGCGGCGGCGGCGGCUCCGGGCCCCGGGGAAGCUCCCGCCGGGCUCCCGCCUCCGCCGCUGCCGCUCAAGAGCCAGUUCCGCACCCGCGAAGGCUCGUACCGCCUGCUGGGCCCCGAGCCGCGGCCCCGAGCCGGCCCCGCCGCCGCCGCCGCCCCGGGGCCUCCCCCCGCCGCCGCGGGCCCGGCCGCGCCGCCGCCCGUUCGCCUGUCCCUGGUGCGCCUGGAGCUGCCGCCCGCCGAGCGCCCCGGCAGCGCGGCCCAGCGCGUCUGCUGCAACCUGGGCCGCGAGCUCUACUUCUACGGAGGCGCCGGCGCCGGCGGCCGCGGAAAGCGGCGGUCCCUGGACCUGCACAAGCCCAUCGACAAGCGCAUCUACAAGGGGCCUCAGCCCACGUGCCACGACUUCAACCAGUUCACGGCCGCCGCCGACUCCAUCGCGCUGCUCGUGGGCUUCUCGGCCGGGCAGCUGCAGCGCCUCGACCUGGUCAGGAAGGACAGCAGCAGGCUCUACAACGAGGAGCGCCUGAUCGACAAGACCAAGGUGACGCUGGUGAAGUGGCUGCCGCAGCGGGAGCGGCUGUUCCUGGCGGCUCACGCCAGCGGCCGCCUUUACCUCUACGACUCGGAGCAGCCGUGCGGGGCGUCCCCGCCGCACUACAGCCUCGUGACGCGGGGCGAGGGCUUCAGCGUGUUCUCCUGCAAGAGCAAAACCCCCCGGAACCCCCUCCUCAAGUGGGAGGUGGGGCAAGGAGCCCUCAACGAGUUCGCCUUCAGCCCGGACGGCCGCUGGCUGGCGUGCGUGAGCCAGGACGGCUGCCUGCGGGUCUUCCACUUCGAGGCCAUGCUGCUGCAGGGGAUGAUGAAGAGCUACUUCGGGGGGCUGCUGUGCGUGUGCUGGAGCCCCGACGGCCGCUACGUGGUGACGGGAGGAGAGGACGAUCUGGUCACCGUGUGGUCUUUCGCCGAAGGGCGAGUGGUGGCCCGUGGCCACGGGCACAAAUCCUGGGUGAACGCCGUGGCUUUCGAUCCUUUCGCUGCCGCCGCCGCCCCGGAACUCAGCGAGGAGGAGGAGGAGGAGGAGGAGGAGGAGGAUGAAGAGGAAGAGGAGGAACCUCCCCAAGCGCAGCCCCUCGCCCAGCGCAGCCCCGGCGUCACCUACCGCUUCGGAUCCGCCGGCCAGGACACUCAGUUCUGCCUCUGGGACCUCACCGAGGACGUUCUGGCCCCUCCCCGAGCCGCCCUCCCCCGUCCCCGCCCCCUCCCCGCGCCCGCCGCCGUUCCCCCGGGGCUGCCCCGUUCCCUGUCCCGCUCCAACAGCCUCCCGCAGCCCCCCGACGCCGCCCCGACCCUCGCCGGGGGUCGCUUCUCCACUUUGACCCUCCGAGAGCGCCCGAAAGCGAGCGGAGGGAACGAAAAGGGAGAACACAAACGGUACCACAGCUUGGGCAGCAUCAACCGCGGCGGGGGAGGCGACAAAGCCCCCGGGGGAGGGGACGGGGGCGGGAUGGAUCCCGCCAAGGUGCUGGGCACGGCGCUGUGCCCGCGCCUGCACGAGGUGCCGCUGCUCGAGCCGCUCGUGUGCAAGAAGAUCGCUCACGAGAGGCUCACGGUGCUGCUGUUCCUGGAGGAUUGCAUCCUCACCGCCUGCCAGGAGGGGCUGGUGUGCGCCUGGCAGCGGCCCCGCGGCGCCGGUCUCCCCUCGCAGAGCAGCAGCUCCCCCGGGGGCACCGUGGUGUAGCCGAGACCCCUCCCCCCAAAACCCCCCCCCGGGGGCACCGAGACCCCCCCACAACGCCCCUCCCCCCCCCCAACACCCCCCUUUGUCCCUCACUGUCACCAAAUCCCCUCUAAUUUAUACUAAA
This is a messenger RNA of Colius striatus (speckled mousebird), 1910 nucleotides long. RefSeq names its product DM1 locus, WD repeat containing (gene DMWD). Gene Ontology annotation, molecular function: protein binding. Bases 41 to 1786 code for a protein of 581 amino acids. The record is from RefSeq and is a predicted model, not a curated record. The transcript has 4 exons. Lineage: Eukaryota; Metazoa; Chordata; Aves; Coliiformes; Coliidae.